Messenger RNA from Staurois parvus, 747 nucleotides. The record is from the annotation of a GenBank genome assembly. NCBI's taxonomy places the organism in Eukaryota, Metazoa, Chordata, Amphibia, Anura, Ranidae.
AUGUCGCAGUUCGGGCCCGCCGAGCUGGUGUCGGACUAUGGGGACUUCGGUAGGCCGCAGGCCUUACGUGAGGCGCUGCAGAGCCCCCCGGGCGGCCCCCGCCUCUCCCUCAGCCCGGACGGACGCUACCUGCUGGUGUGGCUGGGCCCCGAGAGGCGGCUGCUGUCCUUCCUCCACCUCCCGGCCGCCUCUCCUUCCCCUCCCCAUCCCGGGGACUACCUGGAGCACAGCUGGCCGGCCCAGUCCCCCCCCCUGGUGGGUCUCCUCUUCCUGCAGAGCCCGGGGCAGGCCUGGUCUAUGGCCCUCGUGUGGGAGAACGGGCGGGCCGAGGUGUGGAGCCCUCCCCGGGGGACCUCCGACAAAUCCUGGACCCUCCUUGGGAGCGCGGAGCUGUGUCAGGGGCCCCGGGCCCGUGUGGCCUCCGUCUGCUGUUGCCAAGGCGACGAGCUGUUGUGGUGCGAAGAAAGAACCACCUCCAACCUCCUGACCUACUGCCUGUGCCGCCGGAGCCUCCGAGUCGUUGGCCGGCGGGUCUCCCUGGGCGCCAUGACGAUCGUCCUGCACCACAGCCCACCCUACCAAGUCAUGGCGGCCGCCGGACGCGUCUUCAUGGUCCCCCGCGGGGCCGGGCCGCAUCCCGUGCUGGUCUACGCCCCCGUCGAGGCCUCCAUCACCCUCUCCAGCCUCGCCGCCGGCGUCCUCCACAGCAAGGCCAUGAGCGAGGCCGACACGGACUACAAAAAAGCU